This is a messenger RNA of Harmonia axyridis, 1579 nucleotides long. Its product is annotated as 60S ribosomal protein L19-like. Lineage: Eukaryota; Metazoa; Arthropoda; Insecta; Coleoptera; Coccinellidae. The record is from RefSeq and is a predicted model, not a curated record. Bases 86 to 688 code for a protein of 200 amino acids. The transcript is spliced from 4 exons. Gene Ontology annotation, cellular component: ribosome; cytosolic large ribosomal subunit. Gene Ontology annotation, biological process: translation. Gene Ontology annotation, molecular function: RNA binding; structural constituent of ribosome.
AUUAAACACCGUGUUUAUUUAUUUUCAUCAGAUAUUGAUCAGCUGUGUUGUAAGGAGUUAAAAUUGGAGUCGAAUAAAACAUAAUAUGAGUUCGUUGAAGCUCCAAAAGAGGCUAGCAGCCUCUGUAAUGAGAUGCGGUAAGAAGAAGGUUUGGUUGGAUCCGAACGAAAUUAAUGAAAUCACCAACACAAAUUCUAGACAGAACAUAAGAAAGCUUAUCAAAGAUGGUUUCAUUAUAAAAAAACCCGUAGCUGUUCAUUCUAGAGCCAGAGUACGUAAAAAUGAUGAAGCACGUUCGAAAGGACGUCAUUGUGGUUUUGGUAAACGUAAGGGUACCGCAAAUGCUAGAAUGCCAACAAAGGAAUUAUGGAUUCAAAGAAUGAGAGUGUUGAGAAGAUUUUUAAAGAAAAAGAGGGAUAUAAAGAAGAUUGACAGGCACCUCUAUCAUACCUUAUACAUGAAAGUUAAAGGUAAUGUUUUCAAGAACAAGAGAGUGCUGAAUGACUUCAUCAAGAAGAAACAUUCUGAAAACAAACGUUCAAAGCAGUUGACGGAUCAAGCUGAUGCUAGAAGGUUGAAGGUGAAGGAAGCAAGAAAACGACGUGAAGAAAGAAUUAAAAUUAAGAAGGCAGAAGCUAUUCAAAAUUAUGCUAAAGAAGAUGAGUCCACUGCUGCAUUGAAGAAAUAAUAUGACUUCCAAUAAAUUUUUGGAAAUUAAUAAUUUCUUCAUUUCAGUCUUUCUUCAUUCCAGAAAUUCAGAACAUGUAAUUUUUACUAUCUUGAAAUAACUUUUGGAUUUGCCACGGAGUGGUAAUUUGAGUUUUGGAAGUAGAAGAAAAUUGGCUGGUACGAUAUCUGGGGAAGAGGUUGUUUAAGAUUUUGUUCCAAAAUUCGUAAUGUAAUUUUUCCAUUGUAAUGAAAUUCCAAUUGCAAAUUUUAUAAAAAUUGCAAAAUAUUAAUGAAUUGACACAAUCUAAACGAGAGGUAACUGAAACUCCCCAUCAGUACAGAGGAUACUUUUGUCAACUUAGUGUCUAAAAGAAUAUUGACGAUUCUUUUAGGCAGACUUUUUGAAUGAUGUUACAAGUCACCCCCAGCAGCCAAUUGGACCAUAGGGUGUUGACACUGUAUUGUACUUUCAGAAUGUAAUUUUUUUAUAGUUCAUUAAGGAUUUAUUGACAUCGAAGGAGGCCUUGAAAAUUCAAUCACCGCUUUAUUUCUGGUUACAAAAUGUCACUAAAAAUUGCUGUGGUUUUAUCAUUGAAAAAAAUAUAAAGUGAAUAAUACAGAUGUCAAGUAUUAUUACAAGUCUCUUGUCAUGAAAGAAUGGCAACAUGGGAACAGAGUAUUGCAAAAUUGAGAGAAAAAAAAACAUCAGUACUAAAAAACAGACAUAUACAAAUUCAUGCCGUCGAAAAAACGUAGCACUCAAUAUAUAUCCACAUUGCAAUGAAAUACUGUUGAACAUUUUCUCAAUUUCAAGAAAUUCGUAAUGAAUUGAGCACCAGCAAUAACUUGGAAUACUUACUGAAAUAUGAGGCUAAAUCUAAAAGGAAAUUACUAGAAUUUCUUGAUCUAA